Messenger RNA from Lethenteron reissneri (Far Eastern brook lamprey), 978 nucleotides. RefSeq names its product olfactory receptor 51E1-like. Gene Ontology annotation, cellular component: membrane. The record is from RefSeq and is a predicted model, not a curated record. Gene Ontology annotation, biological process: detection of chemical stimulus involved in sensory perception of smell; G protein-coupled receptor signaling pathway. NCBI's taxonomy places the organism in Eukaryota, Metazoa, Chordata, Hyperoartia, Petromyzontiformes, Petromyzontidae. Gene Ontology annotation, molecular function: G protein-coupled receptor activity; olfactory receptor activity; odorant binding.
AUGGAGAACAGCAGCAGCGUCGUCUACCUCGCCACGUUCCAAGCCCCGUACCUUGUCAAAGUUGUCAUCUUCAGCCUGUGCGUGCCGCUCUUCGUUAUCACGGUUGUGGGCAACCUGCUGGUGCUCGUGACUGUGGCCGCAUCCCGGAACCUGCACAAGCCCAUGAACAUUUUCCUGUGCAACCUGGUCGUGAACGAUGCCAUCGGCUGCACGAGCAGCGUGCCCAAGCAGCUGCACAUCAUCUUGACGGGAGACACCCAGAUAUUUUACUCAUCUUGCAUCGUGCAGAUGUUCUGGAUCCACUUUUUUUCGAUCAGCGAAAUAUUCACGCUCACAGCAAUGGCUUAUGACCGCUACCUGGCCGUUUGCUACCCUCUGCGCUACCACGCGAUCAUCACCAACAGACGCGCGGUCAUAGCCACAAUUGUCAUCUGCAUGCUGGCGGCAGUUAUUGCAGGCAGCCAGACUAUUCUCAUCAUCCCACUGAAAUUAAAGGACAAAGAUCGACAGGUCGAUGGCAUUCACUGUGACAACAUGGGCAUACUCCAGCUGUCCGCGUCCGACACACGCAUAAAUGAGUCUUACGGCUCGGCAUUGAUCGUUAUUGAUGUAGUGGCUUUGGGCAUCAUCGGGUACACUUACUUUAAGAUAAUUGUCGAAUGCAAAAAAUCUCGGUUGAAUCAGGCCAGAAAUAAAUCUAUAGAGACUCUAAUCACCCACUUCCUGGCUCUGUCGAUAUUUUUCGUGGCAAUAUUCGUGGCGAUCCUGGUCCCGCGGUUCAUAAAAAAGACGGAAGAUUCCGCGUCCAGAAAUAUAAAGUCUGCGUCGCAGCUCGCCGUGUUUGUGGUGCCGAUCGCCAACGUGACAAUCUACCUCUUCAGAACAAAAGCGCUAAAGAAAGCGAUCGUGUUUCACUGCCACAGGUUAAUGCUCGUAUUUCACCUGCGGUUGCACAAAGUUCAAGCUGUAGAAGAAUAA